Molecule: messenger RNA, 1217 nt
Organism: Rhizophagus irregularis DAOM 181602=DAOM 197198
Lineage: Eukaryota; Fungi; Glomeromycota; Glomeromycetes; Glomerales; Glomeraceae
Source: RefSeq, a predicted model, not a curated record
UUUUUUUUCAACCUAAUUUUCUUUUUUUCUUUUUGCUCGCAAUGGAUGAUAAAAUGGAUUUUUUUGUCUUAUUUGAUGGUCAAUUUCACAUAUUCCAAGAAGUUUAUUUAUCUCUCUGAGAAAAAAAUAACUAUUAAUAAUUAACAUAAAUAACUGUCAUUAGUAUUCCUCAUUUCUUAAAGUCCCUGAAAUAGACAAUUUUAUUUAUUCAGAAAAGGACAACCUAUAUGUACAAAACUGGUAGCAACAUCUUUUAUCACGAUUCUCAAUGAUACGUUGAAAUGCUUGGCAGAAUAUGCGAGCAAUAUACCUUUAAUAAUUCUUGAUACGUUGCAAUUUAUUUUUGGUAUAGAAUAUCAUGAAAUUGAUAUAAAUGGUAAUCCUAAUAUUUUAUUUCGUGCGCAUGACAAAGAUGAAAAAGAUAAAAAUUGGGUUCGUGGACUUACUAAGAUACUCAACAAUUUAAUAAAUUACAAAAAGUAUUCGAUAUCACCGGUAUGAUAAACAAAUUUCUUUUGUAUGAGUUACCAUUUUAUCAACUAAUUUCAAAUUGUUUCUUUUUUAAGAAACAUUAUUCUAAAUAUUGGCCGAUCGCAGUGUCUCUAUUGGCUUUUUUAUGUACUUUUUACUAUUUGGAAAAAAACUAUGCACAAGUCGAAUAUAAUAUUGUGACUAAUGACCAAGUAGAUAUGUUUAAGAAACAUAAUAGUCAAUUACGUGAAAUUUUGGAUAAAAUCUACAUGAAUUUGGAGGAAAAGCAAACAGAAGAUUUUAUUGUCAACAUCGGGAUUCUCCAAGGUCACAGAGAAAAUUUUGUACCAUUUUUGAAGGAAAUAAAUGAUUCAUUAAAAGCUCAAUUAAAAGAAAUAAAUAAUAAGAAAGAUAAUGAAAUGUUUAAAGUCACCGGAAGUGCAAUUUGCACUUUAUGUUCCAUUGUUGCGACUGCAAAUCUUGAUCCAAACAGUUUGGUGCAGAAAAUUGUUGGUUCUAUUUCUGGUGGAGUACUUGGUGCUAUAACGAUACAUAAAUUUCUCAAUAUACGAAUACUCAAGAAAAUUAUUGAUGAACAUAAUGAAUUCUUGAACGGGGUACAAAAUUAUGUAGAUGAUGUUAAGUUGACCGACUCAGAAAUUCCAAUCAUUUUAUAUCAAUUUAAAACCUAUCAUGAUAAAGUCGACGAAUUUCAAACGAAAAUCGCAAAACUUAAAAAACAAUAA